GGGGGUUAGUCACGGAGCAGCAGCAGGUGCUGGGGCUGUGGUGGUUGCCGGGGCCUCAGAAGCGGGGCGCUGCGGGAGCGCACCACGGGGCAGCGGGCGAGGGGGGCACGGCCUUUUGCAGUAAAGUCAGUUCCUGGGGGUCGGGAUGGGUGGGUGGGUCUUGCCAACCCUCCCAAGCGGUCUCUGCCGCUAAUGUCGUUUGUGGGCCGCUGCGCAGGAGCCCCUGCGGAUGUAGUUCACGUACCACCGUCUUCAGCAGGAAAGAGGCUAAUCCCAUCGCGCCACUUAGCGGGCCUGCCGCCAGCAGGUGAGGCGGUGGAGGUGGUGCCGCCGCGGGCUGUGCCCCUGUCCGGCUGCCCGCGCCGGCCGCAGGAUGUCCGUAACGGAUCAAGCCUUUGUGACCCUUGCUACCAAUGAUGUGUAUUGUCAAGGUGCUCUGGUUCUUGGACAGUCACUGAGGAACCAUAGAACAUCUAGAAAAUUGGCAGUACUAGUUACACCAGAGGUUUCCAGUGGGUUGAGAUCUGUCCUCCGCAACGUAUUUGACGAAGUAAUCGAGGUGAAUGUGCUUGAUAGUGCUGAUUCAGUCCAUUUGGCUCUGAUGCAGAGGCCAGAACUGGGUGUUACCUUCACUAAGCUUCACUGUUGGACUCUUACUCAUUAUAGCAAAUGUGUCUUCAUGGAUGCAGACACUUUGGUGCUUUGCAAUGUUGAUGAAUUGUUUGAUCGAGAAGAGUUUUCAGCAGCUCCUGACUCUGGCUGGCCUGACUGCUUUAAUAGUGGUGUAUUUGUGUUCCGACCUUCUCUGAAAACUUACAACCUACUGCUCCAGUUUGCAGCUGAACACGGCAGCUUUGAUGGGGGUGAUCAAGGCUUGUUGAAUGGCUUCUUCAGCAACUGGGCAACAGCAGAUAUUGGCAAACACUUACCUUUCCUCUACAACUUAAGCAGCAGUGCUGUAUACACCUAUGGUCCUGCUUUCAAUCAUUUUGGUAGAGAUGCCAAAGUUGUUCAUUUCCUGGGAGCAAGAAAGCCCUGGAACCACAAAUACGACCUUCAAACAAAGAAAGUUAUGCAGGAUGGCACCACUGAUGGAUCUUUACAUCAACUGUCAUUUCUCUCCCUCUGGUGGAAUAUAUACAGUGCCAGUAUACUGCCUUUGUUAGAAAAACUUCAAAAGAUGGAAGAAUCAGAAUCUGAGGAAUGCAAGCACACUUUCAAUGGAGUUGAAAUUACUCUGAAAAAGGUCAGCCCUUGUGUGGCAAAUUCACUGCAAAUGCCUGUGCUUCCAGAGCAGAUAUGCGAAGUAAACUCUGUGGUGUGCUCACCUGAGGAACUAGCUUUCAAAGCUCAACCUGUAUGUGAAGUUGAACAAAGCGGUUUUAACGUCCAUCCCUCUGAGCCUGACAGACCUUCAGAACAACUUGUCUUUCGUCCUGCAUUUCAGGAAACCUCAGGACUGAACAAAGUCGCACAUUCCAUUUCAGAGCUGUCUAUUCACUUCAAACCACAAGAACCAAUUCCAGAAGAUGAACGGAAGAAAUGGGAGGAAGGCCGAAUAGACUAUAUGGGGAAAGAUGCUUUUGAACAUAUCAAAAAGAAAUUGGAUUCAUUUUUACAUUAAGAUGGAGUGUACUGUAAUGGCCAUCACAAUCCAUGUUUCUUUCUUAAAUGCAAUCCUUGAAUACAUGGCUAUUUUCAUAGUUCAUUUGACACCAGAUUUAGAGGUAGAUAUGGAUCCUCAUAUAUUCUGGCGUAAGAUUAACAGAUACAGACUCUUUUUUUAACUCUUAAGUGUGCCUCAUCUUUAUUGUUAUGUGUGUGUCAUUGUCAUUGUUCUCUUGCAGUGCCUUCUGAAGUAUGAUGAACAGUACCAUCUGACCUUGAGCUCUCACAUUUAUCAUUCUUCCCUGGUCCUCCCCAUAGCAUUCUGCAAAAGCAGUCAUGAGUGUGAAAUGUUGGAAGUUGAGAUUAUUUCCCAAAUUGAGAUUAUUUCAAAAGUACUUUUAGAAGAAACUAUAAAACUAUUCUAAUGAAAGCUUUGUUCUUGAAACCAAGUUGACACUUUCAAGGGCAGCCAUAGCGUAGCCUUCAGCAUGAAAAAGUGAGGAGAUGAAAUCCUGACCUCAUGGGGUCUGCAGCAAAACUUUUUAAUUUAAGUAUAUUUAGGAUUAGAGGAAAUUCAGACUUCAUCUGAGAUCUCUAGUAGAUGUUCUUCCUAUUUACAGGAAACUGUUCAGCUUCAUCAUCAGUGUGACCUAUCUUAAGAUAUACUGGUAAUGUGUGUUAACCUUUUAUAUUGUUGCUAUAGGAUAACGUUUUUUUUUAUAAAUAUUGUUAGUUUUACUUGCGAAUUCAGUGUUGUGUAGUCAGAGGAAGAACUGCUGACACUAUGGUGUAAACCUUCUGGCAUUUUAUGUCAGUUAGUUUACAGUACUUCAAACUGCAGCUGACAAGGGCAUUCUUCUCCUUUAGCAUGGUUGCCCCUUAUUACAGGCAAUUUGAGUGCCACUGAAAGCACAAUUGACACCUGUUUUAGUAAACAGGUCCUUUAAUCAGAUCUUUUAAACAAUAGCUGUGUGUAGGAACUAAUAAAUCUGAGUGUAGUUCCAGAAAAAUUUACUCAUGAGACUCCAUUGUAUUAAGGACACUCACGGGAGAUUGCUUGGUGAAUUUGGGUAUUGAAUUUGACUAAUAUUUGCAAGUGUGUCGUAACAAACAAGGAAAAAAAGAACACUUUGAAAGAAAGGAGCUUGACAGACCUGCCAAUGUAAUAACAGAUUUGACACAGUUAUUCAUAACGCCACUCAAUAUUAGAAUAAGAAUAAUGUCUUCAGUGCUGAUGCAGGGCUCAAAACACAUUUCAGUCUUAAUAUAUCACCAGUUUUGGUGUACAGGUAAACCUAAUGAAAUAACUUUGGAAAUCUGUUCAAAAAACAAUGAUGUAAUGUUAUGCAUCAGAGGGAUUGCCAUAGAUGCUAAUGGAGAAAUGGGAAGGGUAGGAGGGAAGGAAUUUUUGUUUCUUUUUUCUCCAUCAAAAAAGGGGUGGGGGAAAGAACUUGCACAAAUUAGGAAAGGAAGAAAGUCAAAAUGUCCCUUAAAGGAAGAAAAAUGAUCUUUGAGUAUUUUAGAAUUACUUCAAAAUAGUGGAUUUGCUUUUACUUUUGUGGGAUAUUUCUGAUUUUUAUCUAGUUCUUUCUCAUUUGUUCUAAGCACUCUUAAAGUGGGGCAUCUCUUUGAUGCAUCUGCUGAAUUCAAGCUGAAUUCAAGCUUCUAGUUCAAGUGAGAUGUUUAGGGUCUCUGGAGUCAAAGAGAGAGAUGUCCAGAAGAUGGUUCUUCUCAAUUUCUCCAUUGAUCAUACAGGGACUCUCAGCAUCCCACCUCUCCUAGGUAGGUAACCUUUGUGUGAUAACACAAGUAGGUGUUACACCUCUUGUGUGUGGCCCAGUGCAGCACCAUGUGGAGAUUAUAGCAGCUGCAGGUACUCCUGCUCAUGUAGCAUUUCAUCUGCCAAGUAUCCCUGUUCCUUAGUGAAUUUGUGCACUUCUGAGAAAGUUCUGUUGUAUAAGCAUUAUUGCUAUUAUAAUCCAAACAGUUUGAAGACUGUGUAAAACUGUAGUCAACAAUAUGAACUCGUGCAUCAUGCAGCUGUACUUUCUACAGUAACUAUGAGAUCUUACAGGACACAUUAAUUAGAUUAUGGGAGAAAAAUAAUCGUAGCUGAAAUGUUUGAAAAUAGGCCUAUGAAUGUAGUAAAAGGAGCUGUCAUGGAAUACAUUUGAAAAUGUUAAUAUAUAAAAUGGUACUGUGAGUGAAUUAUACAAUGUUCUGUAAAGAAUUGUAGUACACUAAUGUCAUGGAAAUAAAUAGAAAUGGAAAGGA
This is a messenger RNA of Pezoporus occidentalis (night parrot), 3882 nucleotides long. RefSeq names its product glycogenin 2 (gene GYG2). Gene Ontology annotation, molecular function: glycosyltransferase activity. Gene Ontology annotation, cellular component: cytoplasm. The record is from RefSeq and is a predicted model, not a curated record. Bases 374 to 1624 code for a protein of 416 amino acids. The transcript has 9 exons. NCBI's taxonomy places the organism in Eukaryota, Metazoa, Chordata, Aves, Psittaciformes, Psittacidae.